AUGGCAUCGUCCCAAAUACGCCAGUUUGCCACCCUCAUAGAUCAGCUGCCCUGUGAAGCUGAUGAUUACAACCUGAUGGAAAAUUUCGAGGAUUACAAUAAAUGUUUUGAAAGCUCUACGCAUAGUAAUAAGGGGAAAAAGACAGAUUCCUUUUCCGCCUUUAACUCCAACUUAAGUGAUUAUAUAAAAAACAUAUCGAAUGGUCAGGCGAACCCUAACGGGAGCAACACAAAUAAUAUGAUGAAAAACUCCAGUUCGUCAAACGAUGACGAUAGUUCGAAUGUAGAAAAUAAUACCAACACGCAAAAUAAAAAGAGUGAAGAGGAAAGCCUCAUCAGGUGCAACGGGAACAAUUUGAACAAAGGCGAGUCCAACUCUUUUGCAAACAAAAACCCCGGAGCAUAUUUCGAUAAACCAAAUAUGCUUUACGAAAAUGAUGUAAAUUUAAAUGCCUUGAACAGCUACGAUGACAGCAACGCUCUAUAUAUCUGUGACCACGAUUUGAUGAAAGAUGGGCAGAGCAAUUACAUGGAGACUCUGAAUAGCGAAGUGGACAACAGGGGCUGCAAGUACGAGGCCAGCAGGGGGAUACCGGUGUGCAAGAAAAACAUGAUUGAAAUUAUCCACUGUAAUAAUGAGUGCCUGGCGGACGCGAAGUUCGCCAGCGACAGGAGCGGCGCUAGCCACAGUGGUAGCAGCGGCAAUGGAAGCAGCGGAAGCGGCAAUAAAAGUCGGGGGAAUGACAUCCGGGGGAACAACCGCGGGGGCAAUGCCGAUCUUCUCCAAAACAAUGGAGACGUGUCGCUGUACAAUUUUAGCGCCCCCUUUGACGACAAAGCGUGCGAAGAGAAUGACGAAAACAUCGUUUACAGGUACAACCCCAACACGUUGCCCUCGAACAAUGAUAGCUAUGGAAACAAAAAGAAGGCCGCCAACUUUAGAAAAGGUUCCCUUCCGAACAAGGACGAGGAGCACGAUGCGGACCAGCCACUGCACAGCUGCAAAGGCCGUGCCCGUUCAGGAGAGAGGAAAAAGGAAAACCCACAAGAUAGACCCCCCUUGGCGGAAGAAAAAGGAGCAAUUCACGAAACGAACGAUGAAGGAAUGCAGGAACACACAAGCAUCAACAACCCGCAGAGGUAUGACCAGAACGGUAGCAAACGGAAGGGGAAUAAAAACGUCAAUGUAAAAAACAACGUUGGUGAAAACUCAACAGUAAUUGAAUAUAAGGACUUCUGCGACAUGGUAAAAAAAUGUGACGAAGUUAACAAAAAUAUUUUGUUUUCCAAAAAGGCAAAGGUAAUAAAAUUGGACGCAAACAAAUCGUUGAUUAUUUUCCCAGUGAAUAUACAUGACUAUGGAGACAAGUACAUUGCAGUGAACCAGAAGGAUCUUCUGGAGUACAUAUCAUCAUCGAUCGAAAUUGAUAAUGAAGACUUAUCCUCGCUGAAGAUAAAAAAUUAUCAAAAGGAAAAGGAGCUUCAAAAUAUGAAAGCAGCCUACAGUAUGCAGACAACGAAUAUUCACUACCUCAUCAAUAGGGUUAUAUUCAAAGAGUGUGAAUAUGAAAAUUUAAAAAACAAAAGUUUGACGAUGGAGCAGGAGAUAAAUAAGCUAAUUCAGGAAAUUAACUCUCUAAUUAAUCAGAACAAGGAAGGGCUGUACAUGCAAAAGGCAUUUAUUGAUUAUAAGUGCAGAUGUGUGUUGAAGCUACAAGAAUUGCAACCCCUUCUGGGGGAGUACUAUUAUGACAUUUUUAAUUAUAUCACCUCGUGUAGAACGUUAGGACAACUGAGCAUUUGGAUCCCCGUUUUUGAAUCGAAAACGGAAUCUCUGGAAAGUAUUGCAAAUAAUUUAAUUAAAAUUAUGUUGAACGGAUUAGGUGCCCCUUUCAAUUCAUCCCCUCAGUAUUUUCUCUCAAACAAAAAGUUAUUGAAGAAGUCUAUAUCUAUAGAAUCGGAGGAAGAUAGCUUUAUUAAUAAUGUAGCCAAGAGGAAAAUCAUAGACAAUUAUUUGGUCAACCAUUUGAAUAGCUUCAACACGACGAAGGAGAAUAACUCCCACUUUUCAAACUGUCAUUCUUUAUCCCUAAACAGUGAGGAAUCGUCGUCCUUCCUAGGGACAGAAGAACUGUUCCUCAAUUCGUCUAAGUUCCCCUCCAUGCAUUCAGUGGUACAAAAAAAUGGAGUCGAAAGUAACAGCAAUCGUAACAAUAGUAGUAGCAAUAAUAAUUCGUGGAGGAGAAAAAACAGAAAAGAACAUUUCCUGAACAAACUCAACAGGUCCAACACCACCCCAGAGCACUUCUGUGUUCAUAUCGAGUCCUACACCAAUAGUGAUGCCUAUAGUAUCAGAAAUGGGCGUGAAUUCCCCGCUAGCCACACGCAGGAUAAUGACCACAAAAUGGACGCUCCUUUGACGCCGCAUGAAAGACAACCCGUUAAGCGCAAACAGGCGGGCAGCAACUAUGAAGAGAAGGACAUGAAGAAGAUCAGAUUUAUUGGCAAAGAAUGCUGUAGAAAUGACUUGUCUCAUGGUGCACUUGGUGGAAGCAAGGAUGAACGUGACGAGGUGGGAUUGUUUAGCAAGGGGGAAGAGUCCUCCUCCAUUUUAGAGAAACCAUUCGGGGAAAGCAAACCCCAUAGGGGGUACAAAACUGAGACGAAUGUGUACAGCGAAACGAGAGACAACCUGGCGGAGGAAACCUACAGAAACGAUUGGUGCCACAAGAUACAUGAGCACGAAUACGAUUCGCAGAAUGAAGGAAAGGACGACGAAGAUGUGGUCGAUGUUUAUAAGAGUAUGAUUGAAAGUAAGUCGGCACUCGCAGGUUGGCAGAGGAGCCGCAAAGGGGGGGGCGAAAAUGAGGCGUUCGACGAUCUAAUUGAGGUGCUCCACGUGGACAAAAUGGGGGACGGAGCCCUCCCCCCAAAUGUGGACGACGAAAGGGGGAGUGCAGCUAGCAGCGUCGUAGAGGUAGCAUCCGACGGGAGAGAGGUGCCCAAGGGGCGAAGGGUCAGCGGGGCGCAGCCCCAAAUGUGCAUAAAUAUAGACACGGACAUGGAGGUAGAGGCGGAGGUAGAAGCGGAGGUAGAAGAGGAGGUAGAGGCGGGGGUAGAUGCGGAGAUAGACGCGGAGGCAGGGGCGGACGCGUUCUUGAAUCGCCAACCUGUCCAACGCAGUAGCGCGCAAGCGGCCGCCCACAUAAGACGAAAGAGUGAGGCAGAAUUAGAGACACCCAACAAGAGCGAAGGAGAACACGAAUUCGCGAACAAAAAGGGCACUGCUGAGGAAAGGGCAAGAGAGGUUAAAUGCGCACCGAAGAAUCAGAAAAGAGCGGGUGAAGCUAACAAGCAAAAGCGAUUUAAGGAGAUGGAUAGCGCUGUGGAGGAGAGGGACCAGGACGCGAAAAAAAGAAAAUAA
Messenger RNA from Plasmodium vivax (malaria parasite P. vivax), 3423 nucleotides. RefSeq lists its product as hypothetical. NCBI's taxonomy places the organism in Eukaryota, Apicomplexa, Aconoidasida, Haemosporida, Plasmodiidae. The coding region runs from base 1 to 3423 and encodes 1140 amino acids. The transcript has 2 exons. The record is from RefSeq and is a predicted model, not a curated record.